AUGCCCCACAGGCUGGAGAAGAUGGAAGGACAAGUGGUAGGCCGGGUUCUCAGGCUCUUCCGCAACCGGCUACCCCAACUUCAAGCAGGAUCUUCCCAGGACAAUGCAGGGGAAGCGGUAAAGGAACCUGAAAGGGCCCAGGAGCACUCCCUAGCCAACUUUGCUGGAGGACAGCACUUCUUUGAGUACCUUCUUGUGGUGUCUCUCAAAAAAAAGCAUUCUGGGGAAGAUUACGAGCCUACAAUCACCUAUCAGUUUCCCAAGCGGGAGAACCUGCUCCGAGGUCAACAGGAGGAGGAGGAGCGGCUGCUCAGUGCCAUCCCCUUGUUCUGCUUCCCAGAUGGGAAUGAGUGGGCACCUCUCACUGAAUAUCCCAGGGAGACAUUCUCCUUCGUUCUGACCAAUGUGGAUGGGAGCAGGAAGAUUGGAUACUGCAGGCGCCUCUUGCCCGCCGGCCGUGGCCCUCGCCUUCCCAAGGUGUACUGCAUUCUCAGCUGCAUCGGCUGCUUCGGCUUGUUCUCCAAGAUCCUGGAUGAAGUGGAGAAGCGGCAUCAGAUCUCCAUGGCGGUCAUCUACCCAUUCAUGCAGGGCCUCCGAGAGGCGACCUUUCCUGCUCCUGGGAAGACUGUCACUCUCAAGAGCUUCAUCCCCGACUCAGGCACUGAGUUCAUCUCUCUGACACGACCGCUGGACUCCCACUUAGAACACGUGGAUUUCAGUUCUCUGUUGAACUGUCUCAGUUUUGAGCAGAUUCUGCAGAUCUUUGCCUCUGCAGUGCUGGAGAGAAGAAUCAUCUUCCUGGCAGAAGGUCUCAGCACCCUGUCCCAGUGCAUCCAUGCUGCUGCUGCACUGCUCUACCCCUUCAGCUGGGCACACACCUACAUCCCUGUUGUCCCCGAGAGUCUUCUGGCCACUGUCUGCUGCCCCACCCCCUUCAUGGUUGGAGUGCAAAUGCGGUUUCAGCAGGAGGUUAUGGACAGCCCCAUGGAAGAGGUCCUGCUGGUCAAUCUUUGUGAAGGAUCCUUUUUAUUGUCGGUUGGUGAUGAAAAAGACAUUUUACCACCCAAACUUCAAGAUGACAUCUUAGACUCUCUUGGUCAGGAGACUAAAGAGUUACAGACUUCAGAACAAAUCAAUGAACACGUUUCAAGCCCUUUUGUGCAGUUCUUUGUCAAGACCGUGGGCCACUACACUUCCUAUAUCAAGCGGGAGGCAAAUGGGCAUGGCCACUUCCAAGAACGGUCCUUCUGUAAAGCUCUAACCUCCAAGGCCAACCGCCGGUUCGUGAAGAAGUUUGUGAAGACACAGCUCUUCUCCCUUUUCAUCCAGGAAGCUGAGAAGAGCAAGCAUCCCCCUGCAGGCUAUUUCCAACAGAAAAUACUUGAAUAUGAAGAACAGAAGAAACAGAAGAAAUCAAGGGAAAAGACUGUGAAAUAA
Messenger RNA from Chrysochloris asiatica (Cape golden mole), 1437 nucleotides. It is a transcript of the gene DENND2D, whose product is annotated as DENN/MADD domain containing 2D. The coding region runs from base 1 to 1437 and encodes 478 amino acids. The record is from RefSeq and is a predicted model, not a curated record. The transcript has 12 exons. NCBI's taxonomy places the organism in Eukaryota, Metazoa, Chordata, Mammalia, Afrosoricida, Chrysochloridae. Gene Ontology annotation, cellular component: nucleoplasm; cytosol.